AUGGGAAACCUUCUGUCAUCCUGCUUCGAGAAGAAGAAGGAACGCAGAAUCGAGGUAUAUGACCCCCACCCCUUGAAUGACAACGUCGCGUGUGGCUUUUCUGACCUCCCUACCGAGAUCGUCCUGGAGAUUGCGGAGUACCUCAAUCCUAUGUCCAAGCUCUGCUUGGCGUUGACAUAUAAGUCCCUGCAACGCUCACCCCGGUUUCGACUCCAGACGGGAGAAAUGGCCGCGCCGACCCUUAAUGGGAUCUUCGACCUGGAACGCUGGCUGUUGAUGCGGCGGCUGGAGGACUCCCGCUGGCGCUGCUGUCCACGCUGUCUCAAACUUCAUCCUGUCCAUGACUUCUCCGAGACUGAUCUAGCGAUCAAGGCCGAAGAACGGAACUGCAAGUUCGGCCCCAUGGCGGGAACAGUCUUCGUCUGCCCAUGCAAGCAGAUCACUUUUCGGGACAAACUGCGACUCAUCGAUCAGCUCAAGCAGAACUCGAAUCCACCUGCACAAUUGCAGAACGGUCAGAGCUCCUCCUGCUGGCAUCAAUGUACAACCAUGUCCCAGAACCAUUAUCAUCGGUUCCCACAAGUCCAGCUGACCAUCAACCCGGUGUUGGAGAACGGGGACAACUUGGUCCUGGAAGUGGAUUACCAUCUCAUGGGGCUCUACUUCCCACAGGACCUGGCAUUCAUGGGACUGUUACUGUGUCCGCACCGCGCCAUUGAUUGCCACCUGCGCGAUCUUGUCGAUAUCGACCGGGGUGCCCACUGGAGCGAGGGAAUCGUGAAUCCGGAGGACCCGAAAUGGAUCACCUGCAAGUGGUGCCACACGACCAUGACAGACGCCUUCGUCUGCACGAAUCAGCACAAUGAUUACAACGAUCCUCACCAUCUGUGCAUCACGAUUCGGGCCCGCAGACCGCUUGGUCGCGCUGGCAGCUGCGCCGACGAAGUCUGGUAUCACCAGACAGACCUAGCGAAGCAUCGACUCUUCUUCAACAGUGUAAACGGUGCACGCGCACGCGAUCGUGCCCUCUAUCUCGAAAGACGACCGGACAGGAGCUGGGUUCGACCUGGCGGGACCAGAGUGUGA
This is a messenger RNA of Rasamsonia emersonii CBS 393.64, 1086 nucleotides long. RefSeq lists its product as uncharacterized. Gene Ontology annotation, molecular function: protein binding. The record is from RefSeq and is a predicted model, not a curated record. Lineage: Eukaryota; Fungi; Ascomycota; Eurotiomycetes; Eurotiales; Trichocomaceae. The transcript has 2 exons. Bases 1 to 1086 code for a protein of 361 amino acids.